Molecule: messenger RNA, 4882 nt
Organism: Cercocebus atys (sooty mangabey)
Lineage: Eukaryota; Metazoa; Chordata; Mammalia; Primates; Cercopithecidae
Product: myosin-13
Exons: 25
Coding region: 79-4311 (1410 amino acids)
Cellular component (GO): myosin complex
Molecular function (GO): cytoskeletal motor activity; protein binding; ATP binding
Source: RefSeq, a predicted model, not a curated record
UGGCUUCUCCAGACCGUGGAGCGUGGGUAUGCACUAGUAUAUGUGGAGGUGUAGACUCUGUUAUCCUCUUUCCAGCCUAUGGGCAUCUUCUCCAUCCUGGAAGAGGAGUGCAUGUUCCCCAAGGCAACAGACACCUCCUUCAAGAACAAGCUGUAUGACCAGCAUCUUGGAAAAUCCAACAACUUCCAGAAGCCCAAGCCUGCCAAAGGCAAGGCUGAGGCUCACUUCUCGCUGGUGCACUACGCCGGCACCGUGGACUACAACAUUGCCGGCUGGCUCGACAAGAACAAGGACCCCCUGAAUGAGACCGUGGUGGGGCUGUACCAGAAGUCUUCACUGAAGCUUCUCUCCUUCCUUUUUUCCAACUAUGCUGGUGCAGACACAGGCGACUCCGGAGGAAGCAAGAAGGGCGGGAAGAAGAAGGGCUCCUCUUUCCAGACUGUGUCGGCCGUGUUCAGGGAAAAUCUAAACAAAUUGAUGACUAACUUAAGGAGCACCCACCCUCACUUUGUACGAUGCCUGAUUCCCAAUGAGACCAAGACUCCUGGUGUGAUGGAUCACUACUUGGUCAUGCACCAGCUGCGCUGUAACGGGGUCCUCGAGGGCAUCCGGAUUUGCAGAAAGGGAUUCCCUAGCCGGAUCCUCUAUGCUGACUUCAAGCAGCGGUACCGGAUCCUCAAUGCCAGUGCUAUCCCUGAAGGGCAGUUCAUUGAUAGCAAAAACGCCUCAGAGAAGCUCCUGAACUCCAUCGAUGUGGACCGGGAGCAGUUCAGGUUCGGCAACACCAAGGUGUUUUUCAAAGCUGGGCUCCUGGGGCUUUUGGAGGAGAUGAGAGACGAGAAGCUGGUGACGCUAAUGACGCGCACGCAGGCCGUGUGCAGGGGCUACCUGAUGCGGGUGGAGUUCAAGAAGAUGAUGGAGAGGAGGGACUCCAUCUUCUGCAUCCAGUACAACAUCCGCUCUUUUAUGAACGUCAAGCACUGGCCCUGGAUGAACCUGUUCUUCAAAAUCAAGCCCCUACUGAAGAGUGCAGAGGCCGAGAAGGAGAUGGCCACCAUGAAGGAAGACUUCGAGAGGACCAAGGAAGAACUGGCCCGAUCUGAGGCUCGCCGGAAGGAGCUGGAGGAGAAAAUGGUCUCCCUGCUGCAGGAAAAGAAUGACCUCCAAUUGCAGGUCCAGUCUGAAACGGAAAAUCUGAUGGACGCUGAGGAACGGUGUGAAGGACUCAUCAAAAGCAAGAUCCUAUUGGAAGCAAAAGUCAAGGAGCUGACUGAGAGACUGGAAGAGGAAGAGGACAUGAAUUCUGAACUGGUUGCCAAGAAGAGGAAUCUGGAAGACAAAUGCUGCUCUCUCAAGAGAGACAUUGAUGACCUGGAGCUGACCUUGACGAAAGUUGAAAAGGAGAAGCAUGCCACAGAGAACAAGGUAAAGAAUCUCUCCGAAGAAAUGACAGCACUUGAAGAAAACAUUUCCAAAUUGACCAAAGAAAAGAAGUCUCUACAGGAGGCCCAUCAGCAAACACUGGAUGACCUUCAGGUUGAAGAAGAUAAAGUCAAUGGUCUAAUCAAAAUAAAUGCCAAGCUUGAACAGCAAACAGAUGAUCUUGAGGGUUCCUUAGAGCAGGAAAAGAAACUGCGGGCGGACCUGGAAAGGGCGAAGAGGAAGCUGGAAGGAGAUCUGAAAAUGUCCCAGGAAUCCAUUAUGGAUCUAGAAAAUGACAAGCAGCAAAUAGAAGAGAAAUUUAAAAAGAAGGAGUUUGAAAUCAGUCAGUUACAAGCCAAAAUAGAUGACGAACAGGUCCACAGUUUGCAGUUUCAAAAGAAGAUUAAAGAACUGCAGGCUCGCAUAGAAGAGCUGGAGGAGGAAACUGAAGCAGAACACACACUCAGAGCCAAGAUUGAGAAGCAGCGCUCAGAUCUGGCCCGGGAACUGGAGGAGAUCAGUGAGAGGCUGGAAGAAGCCAGUGGGGCCACUUCAGCCCAGAUUGAGAUGAACAAGAAGCGGGAGGCUGAGUUCCAGAAAAUGCGCAGGGACCUGGAGGAGGCCACCCUGCAGCACGAAGCCACGGCGGCCACCCUGAGGAAGAAGCACGCAGAUAGUAUGGCUGAGCUUGGGGAGCAGAUUGACAACCUGCAGCGGGUGAAGCAGAAGCUAGAGAAGGAGAAGAGUGAGCUGAAGAUGGAGAUCGAUGACAUGGCCAGCAACAUCGAAGCCAUCUCCAAGUCAAAGAGUAACAUAGAAAGAACGUGCCGGACGGUAGAAGACCAAUUUAGUGAAAUCAAAGCCAAGGAUGAGCAACAGACACAGUUGAUCCAUGAUCUGAACAUGCAGAAAGCAAGACUACAGACCCAGAAUGGGGAGCUGAGCCACCAAGUGGAAGAGAAGGAAUCUCUGAUUUCACAGCUGACCAAAAGCAAGCAGGCCCUCACCCAGCAGCUGGAGGAGCUUAAGAGGCAAAUGGAAGAAGAAACGAAGGCCAAGAACGCCCUGGCACACGCCCUGCAGUCCUCCCGCCACGACUGUGACCUGCUGCGGGAACAGUAUGAGGAGGAGCAGGAAGCUAAGGCCGAGCUGCAGAGGGCGCUGUCCAAGGCCAACAGUGAGGUUGCUCAGUGGAGGACCAAAUACGAGACGGACGCCAUCCAGCGCACAGAGGAGCUGGAGGAGGCCAAGAAAAAACUGGCCCAGAGGCUCCAGGAAGCAGAGGAGAACACGGAGACGGCGAACUCCAAGUGCGCAUCCUUGGAGAAAACCAAGCAGAGGCUGCAGGGAGAGGUGGAUGAUCUGAUGCUGGAUCUGGAGCGCUCCCACACCGCCUGUGCCACCCUGGACAAGAAGCAGAGGAACUUUGACAAGGUCCUCGCAGAGUGGAAGCAAAAGCUGGACGAAAGCCAGGCUGAGUUGGAAGCUGCUCAGAAGGAGUCCAGGUCACUCAGCACCGAACUCUUCAAGAUGAGGAACGCCUACGAGGAGGUGGUGGAUCAGUUAGAGACACUGAGGCGGGAGAACAAAAAUCUGCAAGAAGAGAUUUCCGACUUAACUGAGCAGAUUGCAGAAACUGGCAAGAAUCUUCAGGAAGUGGAAAAGACCAAGAAGCUAGUGGAGCAGGAAAAGUCAGAUCUGCAGGUCGCCUUAGAAGAAGUGGAGGGUUCCUUGGAACACGAGGAGAGCAAGAUCUUGCGCGUCCAGCUAGAGCUAAGCCAGGUGAAAUCCGAGCUAGACCGCAAGGUCAUUGAGAAGGAUGAAGAAAUCGAGCAGCUAAAAAGAAACAGCCAGCGGGCAACGGAGGCCAUGCAGAGCGUGCUGGAUGCUGAAAUCCGCAGCCGGAACGACGCCCUGAGAGUGAAGAAGAAGAUGGAGGGAGAUCUCAAUGAGAUGGAGAUUCAGCUGGGCCACUCCAACCGCCAGGUGGCAGAGACCCAGAAGCACCUGCGCACGGUCCAGGGCCAGCUCAAGGACUCCCAGCUGCACCUGGACGACGCCCUGAGAAGCAAUGACGACCUCAAGGAGCAGCUGGCCAUCGUGGAGCGCAGGAAUGGCCUCCUGCUGGAGGAGCUGGAGGAAAUGAAGGUGGCCCUGGAGCAAACGGAGCGGACCCGCAGGCUGUCGGAGCAGGAGCUGCUGGACGCCAGCGACCGCGUGCAGCUCCUGCACUCCCAGAACACGAGCCUGAUAAAUACCAAGAAAAAACUGGAGGCUGACAUAGCUCAGUGCCAGGCAGAGGUGGAGAACUCAAUCCAGGAGUCCAGGAACGCAGAGGAGAAGGCCAAGAAGGCCAUCACGGAUGCCGCCAUGAUGGCUGAGGAGCUAAAGAAGGAACAGGACACCAGCGCCCACCUGGAGCGGAUGAAGAAGAACCUGGAGCAGACGGUGAAGGACCUGCAGCACCGUCUAGACGAGGCUGAGCAGCUGGCACUGAAGGGCGGGAAGAAGCAGAUCCAGAAACUGGAGAACCGGGUGCGGGAGCUGGAAAAUGAGCUUGAUGUGGAACAGAAGAGGGGAGCUGAAGCCCUGAAGGGAGCCCACAAGUACGAACGCAAAGUGAAGGAGAUGACUUACCAGGCUGAGGAGGACCGCAAGAAUAUCCUCAGGCUCCAGGACCUGGUGGACAAGCUGCAGGCCAAAGUGAAGUCUUACAAGAGGCAGGCUGAGGAGGCGGAGGAGCAGGCCAACACGCAGCUGUCCAGGUGCCGGAGAGUCCAACAUGAGCUAGAGGAGGCCGCGGAGAGGGCGGACAUCGCCGAGUCCCAGGUCAACAAGCUGAGGGCCAAGAGCCGAGACGUGGGCGGCCAGGUAAGAGCAGGUACCUGAGAUGUAGAGGCCAGCUAAGAACAGACACUGAAUAUGGGGGCCAGGUAAGCGGUGAAAGCCUGAGUGUGGGAGGCUAGAUAAAGGCAGGUACCUGAAAUGUGGGGACCAGGUAAGAGCAGGUACCCGAGAUGUAAGGGGCCAGGUAGGAGCAAGUACCUGAGUAUGGCUUCUUCCCAAGAAGUCCCAAGCCCCGGAGGAGUUCCAUGGACCACCCAGGGAGAACCUGGAGGAUGACUGUUGAUCCUCUCCUUCCUGCUGCUGGUCACACACUCCCAAAUGCUACUGUUUUAGCAAAGACUACUGUGGUUCCAGGCUCCUGGGAGAAUGAGCAGUGAGGCAGGACACUGUCAUCCCUAUCUCUCCCUGUUGCUACAGAUGCUGCCCAUGAAGCCCCUGAUUUGCAGGGCAUUUGUCCUGUCGCUAGUAGCUAGAUUGGUUUGCUUUUACAAUGUGCAAAGGGAAACAAUGCCAUUCCUUAAUGUGUCUCUGAAGUUCCAGAUUUUCCAGCUGCUCCACUUCAACGUGAUGUUCAGUCUCCCGUUUAGUUGACUCAUUUCCUAUGUACAAUUGU